AUGGAUGUGGGUCUGUCGCAAAUGCAGAGGAGGUCGGUUGAUCACUGGAACUCCGUGUUCAAAGAGGGGAUUCUGGACUCUCAGUACUUGGAGCUUCAGGAGCUGCAAGACGAGAGCAACCCCGAAUUUGUAGUGGAAACGGUGUCUCUUUUCUUCACUAAUUCUGAGAAGCUGCUCGAUGAUCUCUCCAGUGAUCUAGCUCAGCAAAACGUGGACUUCAAAAGGGUGGAUGCUCAUGUUCACCAAUUGAAGGGCAGCAGUUCCAGUAUAGGAGCAUCGAGAGUUAAGAAUGCCUGCAUAGCGUUCCGAGACUUCUGUCGGGCGAAAAACAUUCCUGAGUGCCUGCGAUGUCUGCAACAACUGAAACAAGAAUUCCUCCUUGUGAAAAGCAAGCUCGAAACUCUUUUCGACGUGGGUAUAGAUAAAUUCUUCUUAAUGACUUUUUUUCAACUACUACAUAGACUGGUAAUUUUUCAAUCUACUUCUAUGAAUCAUUCUGACAUUCGUUGGCUUGUUUCGAACUUGAAUUGCAGCUGGAGAAACAAGUUGUGGCUGCUGGUGGGUCAAUCCCCAAGAUGCAACCAAGCGAGUGAUCGUAAUAGUGGGCAUGUUUUGAGGAAGAAGAAGCAUAUAGAAGCUACUAUAAUACUUCUUAGGCUCCGCAUGUGCAAUGUUAGCAACUAUGAAAUUGCUGGUACUUAA
Syzygium oleosum is the source of this 702-nucleotide messenger RNA. RefSeq names its product histidine-containing phosphotransfer protein 1-like. Gene Ontology annotation, cellular component: nucleus; cytoplasm. Bases 1 to 702 code for a protein of 233 amino acids. The transcript has 5 exons. Gene Ontology annotation, molecular function: histidine phosphotransfer kinase activity; protein histidine kinase binding. Gene Ontology annotation, biological process: cytokinin-activated signaling pathway; phosphorelay signal transduction system; phosphorylation. Lineage: Eukaryota; Viridiplantae; Streptophyta; Magnoliopsida; Myrtales; Myrtaceae. The record is from RefSeq and is a predicted model, not a curated record.